CCUAUGUAUAGUACUCAAUUUCUGUUAUUAAUUCCUUUGUUUCAGUUUAUUGUGCGUGAAUUGUGUUCUUGCUGCAAAAAUGAUAUGGAAAGUAUGUUCUUCGUGGAUUGUGUUCUUAAUCAUAUGCUCAAUAACAAUUUCAAAGAACAACGCCGCCGUCCCCAGACGCGGCGGCCGGCUUUAUCCUCCACUUCUUGUGGGCACCGUCUACUGUGAUGAUACUUGCUCCCAACAUUUCUCCAGACCUGAUACCCACUUCAUUUCAGGAGCCUCUGUUGCGGUUGAGUGUGGAGCGUGGAGUAAGGGGCGGCAGCGGCGACCAAGUUUUCGCCGGGAAGUGAAGACGAACGACGGCGGAGAAUUCACCGUGCGCCUCCCUUUCUCUGUCGCCAAGAAAAUCAGGGGACGAUGCUCUGUUACUCUGAUAAGCAGCGGCGAUCCGAACUGUGCCGUGGCGUCGGCCGCCACGUCUCCGAUUUACCUCAUUAAUGAGGAAAGGAAGAAGGAAGGGAACUAUGUGGUUUUCUCAGCCGGCUCUUUCACUUUCCGGCCGCUCAAACCGCCGGAGCUAUGCAACCAGGAGCAGCCUAAUAAUGGUAAUUCGGCAAAGAAAGUAGUAGAGCAAGUUGAGCCUGUUAUUUUCCCUCCAUUUGGCGUUAUACCGCCCAACCCUUUACUGCCGCCGCCUUCUUUACUUCCGCCCAACCCUUUACUGCCGCCGCCGUCCAUAAUUCCUCCGAUAAUCCCUUCUCCGCCUGCGCCGAUCUUCCCUCCGCUGUUCCCAUCCCCGCCGCCUUCAAUAUUUCCACCACUUCUCCCACCGCCUCCUUCGUCUCCGCCUUCAAUAUUCCCACCGCUUUUUCCCGCGCCUCCCACUCCGCCGGCUUCGGUAUUCCCUCCAUUGUUCCCACCCAUUCCAGGAUUCACUCCAUCUCCUUCUCCACCGCCACCUCCGGCCCCGUUCUUCCCAUUUCCUUUCCCUCCGUUCCCUUUCGAACCGUCACCUGGCAACCCUCCACCUUCCACUUCCUCUUCCGCUCAGAGCAACUCUCCCUAGUUCUUAUAAACAGAGUAUAAUUGAUAUGCUACUGUAGUAGUUAACUUUCCUUAUUAUGAUGUGUAAUUACUUAUUGGGGUGUUGACUUGUGGGCAAAAGAUUUAAAAAGUAAAUUUCCAAAACUAUUCUCUUCAUCCUUUGUGAUACGGAUUAAGUAGCAUAUAAAUUAGACUUUAAUCCCGAUAUUAAUUUGAAGGAUCAUAUAAAUCUGUUUAAUUGGAAUGGCU
Molecule: messenger RNA, 1284 nt
Organism: Cuscuta europaea
Lineage: Eukaryota; Viridiplantae; Streptophyta; Magnoliopsida; Solanales; Convolvulaceae
Source: the annotation of a GenBank genome assembly